This is a messenger RNA of Schistosoma bovis, 3016 nucleotides long. The record is from the annotation of a GenBank genome assembly. NCBI's taxonomy places the organism in Eukaryota, Metazoa, Platyhelminthes, Trematoda, Strigeidida, Schistosomatidae.
GAAACAGAUUUUACACAUUUCUUUUUUUUUUAAAAAAAAUCACUUGUAAUGAAAGAAGUGUGAAUCUAUGGAAAGAUGAAAUUCAAUUAAAUUCUUUGAAACGAUAAUGAAUAACUUGAAAAUUCAAGCGAAAUCAUCUUCAUCUUCUAAUAACUACAAUUCUGAUAGAGCAGUAGCAUUAAAACAGCAUUUGGAUAAUUUACAUAAACUAAUAGUUACUAACUUCUCUAAUUUCGUCAAUCAGUAUGAAGAAGAACAAACAACUGAAUGGAUUAAACAUUUGAAUAAAUCCAAUCAAAUUAUUGACUAUAAAACUCCUUCAUAUGACUGUCUUUACAAGUACACUCUAAAUGGUAUAUUAACAAAAGAAAUAAAACCUACAGUGAAAUCCUCUGAAAGUAAUCCACAAACCGAUGAGAAGCAAAUUAAUGACUCUAUAAAUAACACCAUAGAUGAAUCAGAAAGAAAUAAACCACAUUACUCUAUUGAUAUGAGUCAGUUUACUUUAGCACCUUUAUGGUCUUCUGAAGAUAUUUUCGAUAAUUAUAGUGAGAAUGAAAUAGACAAGGAAAGUACAAUAAGUGAACAACUUUCAAAGAAACUACUAUUUCAUGAAGUCAUGAAUACAACUAGGACAUUAAUCGAUAUUUAUAAAGACAAAUGUACGAAACUGAAAUGUAAUGCAAUAAAAUCUGUUAUUAAUCGGUUAGAAAAAUUAUGUACAACAAAAUAUAUAAAUUUUUCAGAAUUACACUUAAGCAAGUUAAAAUUUCAACCAGUGAGUAACUUAUUGAAGGAGUGUAAUGAAUUGGAAAUAUUGGAUCUGAGUUAUAAUAAUUUUGAAAAUGAUGGAAUCAUAUUAGUGAAAUAUUUACUAGAAGAAUUUGCAUUUCUUAGACAUAUCAACCUUUCUGGCAAUCAUUUGAAUCAAGAAGCUUUCGUUUUGCUGCAAUCGAUACUAACUAAAAACACUCAAAUGGAUACAUUAAUUUUGAAAGAUGCAAGAAUAAACGAUACUGGUGCAGUCAUGAUCGCUAGUGGUUUAAGAACAAAUACACGUUUAAAAAUGUUAGAUCUAUCGAAAAAUCUUAUACGGUGUGAAGGAGCUUUAGAGAUUGCUAAAGUCUUAGCCAACAGCAUUAAUUUACAAUGGCUCAGUUUACACUGGAAUCAAAUAUAUUCAAGUGGAGCCUUUGAAUUUGGAAAUUCAUUAGAGUGCAACAAGUCACUUUUGUACUUAGAUCUUUCAUGGAACGGAUUUAAUGGAAAAUGUCUGGAAAAUCUUGGCAAAGGUUUGAGUCGAAAUUGUCAUUUAGAGGAAUUAAACUUGAAAUAUAAUCGUAUUGAUUUAAAAACUAUUAUCUCAUUUGUAGAUUGUUUAUACACAAAUAAAUCCUUAAAGAAAUUAUGUCUUGGUUUCAAUCCAUUGACAAUGGCAGGUAUUCAUGAAUUAAUUCAUGUAAUUGAAAACUCAACACAAUGUAUUCUUGAAGAAUUAGAUUUAGAAGGGUUGACAAUUAAUGAAAACAUUUUACAACAAGUACAUCGUAUUAAUCGCAAACGACAUUUCGUAUUAAAAGUCGCCAAAUGUAUCAGGUGGGAACCUCGUCAAGGAAAAUACAGUAAAACAGAUCCAGUGACAUUUUUAAUAAAUUACCUCAGUAGACAUGGAAUGCGUUUAUUAGAUUUAUACCAUUUGUUAGAUCCUCAACAAACUGGAGUGAUAAGUGAAGCUCAAUUCACAGAAAGAAUGAUCAAAAAUCACAUUCCGUUAAAUCCUGAGGAUCUCAAAAUACUGAUUAAUUAUAUUGAUUCAGAGAGAACUGAUAAAAUAACUUAUAAAUUUGACAAUUUACAAUCAUUUUUGUUAUACUUCGACAUUUAUUGUAUUUCGAUGGAAUAUUUGUGUUCUUCACGAGAACAUACGGUAAUAGGAGCUUCUGGGAAUAUUUAUUUUAUAUUUACGUACUAUCAUUAGACAGUUUCACAGUUGACUUUCAGACUUGUUAACAUUAUAGUACAAAGUGACGUUCACCUUAAUAACUCCAUUGUUAUAAGAUAAUAAACUGCUUGCAAGCCGAAUUUAUUUUUUUCGAAUCAGUGUUGGUGAACAAUUACGAAUUAAAGCAACUGAAUUGUCAAAGCAUCAAUUAGAUCAACACAGAUUAUUUGUACGUCCAGAAGGACCAGAUAUAAUUGACAAACCACCAAAAGGAUUUCCUUCUAAAACAAAAAGAUCCGUUGCUAAUUCAAAAAAACAAUUAUCCAAAACGCCAAACGCAAACCUUAUGACGGAUCUAAGUAAAAGUAGCCGAAACUGUGCAAACGGUCAAGAAAAAGUGUAUCCGAAAGCAAUUUCUAGUGACAAGUUGCAGGAAGAAAAAAAUGAUCUGCCCAUAAAUUUUACAGAAAUUUUGAAAGCAGAAGAGAGCAAACCUAAUUGUGCAUCCAUCAUAACUAAAGUAUCUAGCUAUGAUUCAGGUGAAAUUUUAGACCGAAUGAAAAAGUUGGAUCAUGGGAGUACAUCAGAUAAACGUAAACCUUUAAAUAUACCGAAAUACAAAGAUUUCGGUAAACCAAUUAACGAAACUACAAUUAAUUCCAAACUUCAUGUUAUUCCAAUAACUGAAGUUUUCAACAAGAAAUAUUUUCAAGAUUUUCUUUAUUCGUAAUUCAUACGCAAAAAUUUAAAACGGUUAUGACACACAAACUAAAUUAAUCAUGAUUCGCGUUUCGCAAAUACCUUAAACGUUUUCCUGUAUGUUGAACGAAUAAAUCAUCUGUCUGCUCGAAGCUCUUUAAUAGCUAACUGUAUAAACAUAAUAAUUAUCAAAAGGUUUUCACAUUUAAUUAGAUUCAUAACCUAAUUAAGCCUGUUACCCUCUUGGAAUGUAGGCCAUAGACCAUAAAUCUCCAACCAUAUCGGUCUUAAACUCUCCUUGUCAAUCGUUGCAAAGUCUUAUUCAUGUUUUGACAUUCGUCUCCGUUUCCCGAUGUCAUCCGGUUUUUGCCGGCC